This is a messenger RNA of Olea europaea var. sylvestris, 891 nucleotides long. RefSeq names its product transcription factor SRM1-like. Gene Ontology annotation, molecular function: DNA binding. Lineage: Eukaryota; Viridiplantae; Streptophyta; Magnoliopsida; Lamiales; Oleaceae. Bases 1 to 891 code for a protein of 296 amino acids. The transcript has 2 exons. The record is from RefSeq and is a predicted model, not a curated record.
AUGGAAUGGCCAGAUUUUCAGUGUUCACCUUUCAAUAAUGAUCUUUCUUGGUAUGAUCUGUUCACCCCUGAAUUCGAGGUUGAGAAGCCGGCAAAUUGGACCUUUGAAGAGAACGAGUUGCUCGAAAAUGCUUUGGCUGAAGUUGAUCCAGAAAAUCCUGCCUUCUUUGAAAAUGUUGCUUCUAGGAUUCCAUGGAAAUCAAUUGAUGAAAUCAAAAUUCACUACCAAGCCUUGGUUGAAGAUGUAGAGAUGAUUCAGUCUGGUAUUUACCCUAUUCCCAAAUAUGAAACUGAUGAUAAGGACAACCAAGAUGAAUUACAAGUUUGCAAUGAAAAGGAAUCUCCAUCACCGGUGACUAAAAAGACAUGCAAUGGCCAGCAUCGCCGAAGGGGAGUUCCAUGGACUGAAGAAGAACACCAGUUGUUCCUCAUGGGUCUGAACAAGUAUGGGAAAGGAGACUGGAGGAGCAUAUCAAGGUAUUAUGUCCUUUGUAAGACCCCAACCCAAGUUGCAAGCCAUGCACAGAAAUACUUUCGACGAAGAAACAGUUCGACCCCAAUGGAUAAGCGUCGACCCAGCAUCCAUGACAUUCAGAGAGUCAAUCCCACCAUGUUGGCUUCAGUGCCUCCAACCAAUACCAACUAUAUUAAUAAUCUCCCAACCAUUGAAGAACCUACCUCUUUCCCCUCUGGCAACCCUCUUUCAAUGUUCAAUAACAAUUUUGAACCCAAUUUUAAUGGGCAGUUUGGUGAUUUUUCAAGGGUCCAAAACCCUAUGUUUCCACCAAUUGAUACCACAUUCCUAGCAACUGAUCAUAUGCUCAAUCAUUCUUCUACUUCCUAUUCUCCAUCAUGCAUGUUCCCAUCCAUGCAAAACCAACCCUGGGGUUGA